AUGAGGACUCAAAGUAGACCGCCUGCUCCUCGUCAGCCAGUGCUGCGGAAGGUCCUGAGCUCUCUACCUACGGCGCGGGAGAACAUUUACACCCUCCCUAACCUGCUGACGGUCUCGCGCCUCAUCGCGGCGCCGUUCGUCGGCUACUGCAUCCUGCAUGACCAGCAUGCUUGGGCUCUUGGGCUCUUUGCCUAUGCUGGCAUCACUGACCUACUUGAUGGAUGGAUUGCAAGGCGAUGGAACCUCAAGACUGUCGUGGGGACCGUCAUCGAUCCCAUGGCGGACAAGACGCUCAUGACGAUCUUGACGGUUACCUUGGCUAUGAAGGGUGCUUUGCCUGUGUGGCUGGCCGCCAUAAUCCUCGGGAGAGAUGUGGGCCUGGGCAUCGCUGCCAUCUACUACCGCUGGAUCUCCCUGCCGCCGCCAAAGACGUUUGUCCGCUACUGGGACUUCUCUCUGCCUUCUGCGGAGGUGCAUCCUACUACCAUCAGCAAGUACAACACGUUCUUGCAGCUGGCGCUGAUGGGCCUGACUACCAUGGCGCCCGUGGUCCCAAUGGACAUGGCGACGUCAUUAACAGCGAUGCAAUAUAUCGUGGCUACGACUACUCUGUGGAGUGGUGCAAGCUACGUCUAUACCAAGGACGCAGUGAAGAUUUUGUCUAAAGAUGAAGUCAAGGAGAAAGAGGACAAGAAGGAUUCAUGA
Phaeoacremonium minimum UCRPA7 is the source of this 705-nucleotide messenger RNA. RefSeq names its product putative phosphatidyl synthase protein. Gene Ontology annotation, molecular function: CDP-diacylglycerol-glycerol-3-phosphate 3-phosphatidyltransferase activity; cardiolipin synthase activity. The record is from RefSeq and is a predicted model, not a curated record. The transcript has 4 exons. Gene Ontology annotation, biological process: cardiolipin biosynthetic process. Lineage: Eukaryota; Fungi; Ascomycota; Sordariomycetes; Togniniales; Togniniaceae. Gene Ontology annotation, cellular component: membrane; mitochondrion. Bases 1 to 705 code for a protein of 234 amino acids.